Molecule: messenger RNA, 1924 nt
Organism: Mus pahari (shrew mouse)
Lineage: Eukaryota; Metazoa; Chordata; Mammalia; Rodentia; Muridae
Gene: Gcnt3
Product: glucosaminyl (N-acetyl) transferase 3, mucin type
Exons: 2
Coding region: 175-1488 (437 amino acids)
Cellular component (GO): membrane
Molecular function (GO): acetylglucosaminyltransferase activity
Source: RefSeq, a predicted model, not a curated record
UAUCUGGGAGGCAAAGGCUGUAGUGUUAAUUUGCACCUCAAUACAACCAAACUUAACCUUCACUCCACAGACUCACAGGGUUGGAGAAAGCUCCCCUAAGCAGCCAAGAAGCUACCAAAGGGAGCCCCCUGCCCUCCUGUGCUGGUCGAGGCUUGAUGGUCCCCACCUGUGAAGAUGACUUCCUGGCGGAGGCUCUGCUGGCAUUAUCACCUGUGGACCCUGGGCUGCUACAUGCUGCUGGCUGUCCUUGCCCUGAAACUGUCCCUCAGACUGAAGUGUGACUUCAAUGUCAUUGAUCUGGACUCAAAGGAAUUUCAAAGCCAGUACUGCAGGGAUAUCCUGUACAAGACCCUGAAGUUGCCAGCCAAGAGUUCCAUCAACUGCUCAGGGGUCAUUCGAGGGGAGCAGAAAGCGGUGACCCAGGCUCUGCUGAAUAACCUGGAAAGUAAGAAGAAGCAGCAGCUCUUCACAGAGGCCGACUACCUUAGCAUGACAGCAGAUUGUGAGCACUUCAAGACCAAGAGGAAGUUUAUACAGGUCCCACUGAGCAAGGAAGAGGCCAGCUUCCCCAUUGCGUACUCCAUGGUGGUACAUGAGAAGAUCGAGAACUUCGAACGGUUGCUGCGAGCUGUGUACACCCCUCAGAACGUAUACUGUGUCCAUGUGGAUCAGAAGUCUUCAGAACCCUUUAAGCAGGCAGUCAGGGCCAUCGUGUCAUGCUUCCCCAAUGUCUUCAUAGCUAGUAAGUUGGUGUCAGUGGUCUAUGCUUCCUGGUCCAGGGUGCAGGCUGACCUAAACUGCAUGGAAGACCUGCUUCAGAGCCCCGUGCCAUGGAAAUACCUCCUGAACACCUGUGGGACGGACUUUCCCAUCAAAACCAAUGCUGAGAUGGUCAAGGCCCUCAAGCUAUUGAAAGGGCAGAACAGUAUGGAGUCAGAAGUGCCGCCUCCACAUAAAAAAUCCCGCUGGGAAUAUCACUAUGAAGUGACAGACACAUUGCACAUGACCAGCAAGAGGAAGACGCCGCCACCUAAUAACCUAACCAUGUUCACUGGGAAUGCCUACAUGGUGGCUUCUCGAGACUUCAUUGAACAUGUGUUAAGUAACUCAAAAGCCCGGCAACUGAUCGAAUGGGUAAAAGACACCUAUAGUCCCGAUGAACACCUUUGGGCCACCCUCCAGCGUGCCUCGUGGAUGCCUGGAUCAGAUCCCUUGCAUCGAAAAUUUGACCUAUCAGACAUGAGAGCCAUUGCAAGACUAACCAAGUGGCAGGGCCAUGAAGGAGACAUUGAGAACGGGGCACCUUAUACAUCUUGCUCAGGAAUCCACCAGCGGGCUGUCUGUGUUUAUGGGUCGGGGGACCUGCACUGGAUACUUCAGAACCAUCACCUCUUGGCCAACAAGUUUGACCCAAAGGUGGAUGAUAAUGUUCUUCAGUGUUUAGAAGAAUAUUUACGUCACAAAGCUAUCUAUGCUACUGAACUAUGAGACACACUGCAAGAUGAUUGUUACCUGUGUGGCAGGAAAAUGCCAGGACCUACUGGGGCAGUGUGGGGUAGACAGUUGGGGCUCUAGACUCCACGUGUCCCUUAGGAUGAGGGGGCUGCUAUUGGACAGUGGGUAAGUAGACCUCUGCCCCUUGUGACCUGUCACUGGUGAAGGUGGCUAUUCUCCAGCUCCCUCCCCAACAGGCUUUCUUUGGCUUCCUCGAAGAGCUAGAACAAGAAAUACUGUUAUUUGGGAUAAUAAGGGAGGGGACAUGUGACCAGGGACUCUGGAUUUUGGCUGAAGGCUUCCUGUCAGGUUCUCUACAGAGACUGUUUCAAAUACCCCUGGGGGUUGUUGGUCUUGGGAGGGGAACUUUAGUGCAAAGAGCCCUCCUCUUUUGUAUUGUUAAUUUAAAAUAAAGAGCGUCUAAACCAAA